CUCGACUCGUCAUGGCGUCAUCACCCGGUUUCAACAACGCCCAACUCGCUGCGCCACGGCGCCAUGUGGCGCUGGCUCUUGGGGUUCAAGGUCUGCGGUGGUGAUUCCGCGACGGAGCUCAGGCAGGAGGAGGGCGAGGCGUUACGCCAUGGCUUGGACUGCGCCUUCACCGAGGACCGGGUGGAUUGGCCCCGAAUCUUGGGAGCCCUUCACGACGUGUCGCUGAACUAUUCCCAUUCCUCGGUCAUGAUCACUGCAGGCCAGUUGUACGCCCAGCUGGAGGGCGACCGUGAACGAGACCCUGCUGCCGAUGGGUGCUGGAUUGGGGUCUUCACGGUGAAGUUGGUGGUGGUGUUGCUGACCUUGCACCAUGAGAAGAUCUUUCUGGAAGGUGUCCAUGACGACCGCCUCCAAGCAGGCUUUCAGCAUCUGAAGGACGUGUCCCUGGUGCAUUUGCUCCGAUCUCCCUUUGCGUUCAGCCUCUUGCAGGCACUGAGCGCUUAUAGUCAGAGUGCUCGCGAGGCCUGCCCACUUCUGCAGGGGCCACCGGGUGCCAAUGAUGUACCGGACUCUUUGAUCUCGACCCACUGGGCCACCUUGCGCUGCAUGCGUUUCAGAGGUGGUUCUCUGGCCUCCUGGCAGCUGUCCGCCACAGCCACAUCCUCCUCACCUUGGUGUGCACUACAGGAGCCUCGUCCUCCUGCUGUACCGCCCAGCAUGCUCUUGCGUACAGAGCAAGAGGAGGCCGAGAUCAAGCAGCUGCUGAUCCCUCUUUGGGAGGCCUUGCAGGAGGACUUGCCGCGAGGGCGGCCCUCAGGGCGCUUGGUCCAGGCAGCUGGCGCUUACUUCCAACAGGAGCGCUUCUCUUGUGCAGAGGUCGAAGCUGCAGCUGCUUUGGUGAUUGCCUGGGCAAAGUUGAUUCCAGCAGACCAGGCAGUGAUGGCCGUGGACGAGUCGCUGCGAUCCUUGCGGUUUCCCCAGGCGGUCUUCACCAGGUGGCCCAUUUGGGAGCUCAUGGGACGCUUGUCCCCCGCGCCGCGAGGAUGGAGCAGCACCAAAGGCUUCAGGGCCAACCUUUGCUUGAGCUUUGAGCCCUGUAAGAGGACAGUGGCCUUCUACAAGAAGCGCCGGCGGACGCUGGAGCACUUGGACUGUCCAGCGCCCUCGCGGAUGCGCUUCACCUACCGCUCUGGUGUGCUCCGCUUGGAGAACAGCUUGAUGGAGCUUGCGGAGGAGUCCGACGGUCUGCUUUUGCUCCCAGAGUUGAGGCUCUUCGACCUCUCCAAAUCUCUGCAGAGGGUUCUGCCCCAGGAGUUCCACCAUGCAAAGAGGUUCAUCGAGCAGCGCAUCGUCACGCCGAAAGACCUUCCACUGAAGUUGGGAUGGGAUGGGGUGCAAAUCAACAGCCGGGAGCACCAACGUCGCCAUGGCGACACUUUCUUGGAGCCCAGCCGCUUGGGAAAGAGGCGGCAGACAAGGAACCACGCAGGCGCCUCGGUCUAUUUUUUGGUGCUCGAGAGCACCUCCCGGGCGGCCUUCGAGGCACUUUGUCCAAGAACCAUGGCCUUUCUCCGUCGGCAACACGCGAAGCCUCGGCCUGUACACUUCGCUCCUAAGGGUGUACAAGAAGGGCGGACCUUUCGAGUCGCAGAUCUAACGCUCCUGCACUCCCUUUUCUCCGGCACGGCUGCCAACAUGCUGGCCGCCCUCAGUGGUUUUAGUUACGAUGACCAGAGAGACUCUGAUCGACGAGCCUCCUGGCAGUGCCAAACGGUGUUGGCCGGAGUGCCCGAGGAGCGGCUCAUCUGGAGAAUCGCCCAAAGACAUGGCUACCGCACCUUGUUCGGCUCCACGGCGUGCAACGGUUUGUUGGGGACUCGUUAUUGCUUGCAUCACUUGAAGCAGUUUGACCGUGUGGUGCCAUCCCUGGAGGUCGACCCAAACUGCUACAGCCAAAAUGAAUGGCACCAGCUCCUAACUGACAGGAAUGGAAACCGUGGUUGUGUCGGAGAGAAGCGGCCACACCAGCAUGUGCUGGACUACGCCCUCCGGUUUCAGGAGAUCCACGCGGACGUUCCAAUCUUCGCCUACUUGCACUUGGAGACCACCCAUGAAAGUCAAGAUGCAUUGCAGCUGCUGGACCAAGCGCUCGUGGAGCACCUUGAAGGGCUUGCCAGGCUUCCGCUGGAGGCGCAGCCUGUGGUGGUCUUGGCGGGUGAUCAUGGCCCCGCCACCCAAUGUGACGAGAGCUUUCCUCUGGUCACCGUGUUAAUGCCCGAAGUGCGCUUUCCCGACGAGGGCUGCAGAGGCGGAAGCAGCAACUGUGGCCUUCCGAAGCUCCCAGAGAAUAUCUCCAGGAGUUUAAGGCGCCACUACCAGGACCAUGGGAAGGCUUGGAGAUCCUACUGGUGGAAUCUCGAGUACAAUCGCUUUCUGAUCACUUCAUGGUACGACCUGUAUGCCACCUUUUGGCAUCUCAUCAGCGGUGAGAAUCCCAAAGGAGAGGCGCAAAAUCGUUUCCAACCUGAUACCCCAGACCAGUGGGCGCAGUCACUCCUGGUGAAAGGCUCCAAAGAGAGGACCUGCACACAAGCGGGCGUACCCUUGUGGCACUGUACCUGCGCACGCAGCUGGGAAGGUUGGUGUCCUUUAGCCCAUCGUGGGCAAGAGGAGGUGUCAAAACGAGCUUUAGCAGAGGCGCAGCGCACGAUGGAGGCGGCGGCGCGGAAGCUGCGCAUCGACAGCUCCAUGUGUCGUCCGCAGACGCCGCUCGGUGGAGCCGGCGAUGGGGGAGUCGGCGUGGCGGACGGCUGUGGAGUCGGGCCAUGGGGAGAUGGAGCGAGGUUCUUGGUGCAUUUUCCAGAAUGCUGCUUAUAGAUUUGUGAUUUGUUCUCUUGAACUUUGUUCCUUUUUUUGGGGGGUGGCUUCAAGACAGGACCUUUUUGACAACAGGAUUCUUAUAUAUUCUUAUAAUAUUAUUGUCAUUCAAGGGAGGUGUGAUGCCUUUGAGACAGACCUUGACAUGAUAGGAGUUGUACCUGUUUGUGGUGGGAGAUUGCCAUGUGCUCGCCGAGUUUUCAAAGGAAGUGAUUGCUGCGGCAGCAUGUGACGUGCCGCUGCAGGCCAUGGACUUCAAAGACAUUUCUUGGGCCAAUGAAUUCCGAGUGGUACGGGCUUGCGAGUCACUUGUGGUGACUUGCAGCCCCUCACGAACAAGGAGACGGAUGAUUUUUCUGCUGAGGUCUAUCCAGCCAGCCUUUUCAUACAUAUCUUAGAUGUAACGACUCCGGCAACCCCUGGAAAGGAGAUGGAUGUUCUGGAAGAGACUUGUCGCUGGCUGCGCUAUUUCAGCAUUUGUAGCCUCGUGAGAAAGAGGAUACAUCCAGGGCGGUUUUGCUUGCUGCUGGAAUUUAGCUGCGAAGCGUUUGAAGCAGGUCAUCAUUUCCAAGAAGCAUCAAGUACAUCAUGAUGUGUCAUAGCAAGUGACCUUGAAGCCUCUACAGCAGAGGAUUUUUUUGAACACGUCUCACUUGCUGCGGCCAUACAUUUGUCGAAGAUUGUUGAUGGCCACAUUUGGAGUCACUGCCUGAACCAAAGAUUAGCAUGCUCGAGACACAGAGUCCGUCGGUCUUGGGCCUUUUCGCCAAGUUGCUGGGUACCUGGUGCCGCUCAAGCGAAGAUAGCUUAGCUUUGAUUGCUCCUGGUGGUAAUUAGAUGUAAUGUGUGUUUUAAUAUGUUCUAAUACAUUGGCAAGCCUGAAUUUCAUCCCCAGGUGUGUGAACUCCAGUUUGUGUCAGGCAUCUCAGGCAUCUCUUGUAGAAGGAACCUUGGCAUGAUACACUUCAGUUUUAUCAGUGCGGUUUCACCAGGUAUGGAUGUGGAAUUGGAGCUGUCUCUAUUCCUUUUUUGCAGAGUUGCCUGAAGACAAGAACAAAAGAUAAGAAACGAUGAUGUCAAAAAACGGGACACGGGAAAGGGAGGGCGGAAGAAGAAGAAACAAUUGGUUUCUCGCACAACGGACUGAGUUAUAACAGUUAGACACCUUCUUGAUGUCCCGCCAACAAACUCUACAGAAGGACAACUCAGCUUUCCCAGCAUCCCAAAACUUUUGCGGAGAAACGCGCCACGGUUCCGUCGGUGCUGUUGGUCACUCCAAGUCUCGGACUGCCCGUCUUCAGGGGCUGCCACAGUCGAGGUACAAAGAGGUGCCUGCUUAUCCAACAGAGGUUGAGAGACCAUAUAGGACGCUGUAGUGGUACAUAUGGGAUGGGCGAAAAAGGGCUGUUCAACCUCUCUAGGUAUCCAUGCACUGCCCACUGAAAACCACCCGCUCGAAUUGUGACUCCUGAUGAGAGGUUUUACGGUCGCGACCCGUUGAUCAUCGGGUCUGGGGCUGGACCUGGGUGCAUGUGGCUGGACCUGGGCUUCUAUGAUUCUGUUUCGAACCCACGGUGAUUUCCAACUGUUGAGACAAGCCCAUCAGUCCAUCUUUGGGACGAUGCAGGUUCUGGUCGGCUCACAUCUCGGCGACAUAUGGCACUUUGAGACUCUUCCAACCCCUCCAACCUCCAACGCGAAGUGGCGACCCCAGGCUCGACCGCAUGCUGAGCUGCGAAUCACAGCUGGACAGCAUGCUCCAUGUGCAGGAUGGGCUACGCGAGAUGGCCGGCGAGGCACUUGGCCUGAUGCGCUUCCGCCUCCUCACGUCGGAGGGCAUGGAAUUUCAG
Molecule: messenger RNA, 4727 nt
Organism: Durusdinium trenchii
Lineage: Eukaryota; Dinophyceae; Suessiales; Symbiodiniaceae
Source: the annotation of a GenBank genome assembly